AUGAAUAUACCUGUGGAUGGUGUGAAUGGAGGUAGGCCAAGCAAUGUUGAGCUGAAGGCAGAGAAAAGUCGAAUUAGACGUGUAAUGAUUGAUUGUUGCAAGCACGAACUGAUGGAGUGCGAACAUGUGAUUGCUGCGGGAGCGGCUCCUUUGAGCUGGUACCUUAUUCGAAAGGAAGAGAUUGGUGAGAGAUUGGUGGAAAUGCCCGACGCAGUUUUGUGGAACAAGGUCAAAAAUUUUGUGUGUGGCCCCCCUGGUAGGGACAUUGCAUCAUUUGGCCGUUUCAUAGGUAGCUUUGUAGGACGAGCGAUUGGGAAAGACUACUUCAUCGAGGAAUUUCAGCAAUACCAUCAAAGCAGGCAUUACCUUGUUGCUAAUGAUGUACCAGCAGUGAAAGCAGUUGUAAAGAUCUAUGGCAUUCAUUCACCUCUUGAGUUUAUCCAGUGCCCUGGUGGGGUGGACAGAAUUGAUGACGUAAUGGAUAGGUUCGAUCUCAAUGUGUGCAAAGUAGCAUUUGAGUUCCGCAAUAAUGUUGGCUCGACUCUGUUCGAUGAUGAAAUAGCCACUGGGCUUACAAGUAUCGAUGCAUCUGUGUGGGCAACGGCAAGAAAGACAGUUGUCAAUAAUACGGAGAAAAGGAAGCUACGAUCAACUCUGCGAAGAAUGUCUGUGUACGAGUCGUAUGGGUUCGAUAUCAACAAUGCCGAUAUUGCUCGCGGUGUUAUUCAGGAGAGCUUGGAUCGCGCGGAUAGAGUGGAACAAGAGGGCGAAGGCGUUCUGAACAUCCCUGAAGUGUCGGAUGAUGAAAUGGAAAUGUGA
This is a messenger RNA of Seminavis robusta, 819 nucleotides long. The record is from the annotation of a GenBank genome assembly. NCBI's taxonomy places the organism in Eukaryota, Bacillariophyta, Bacillariophyceae, Naviculales, Naviculaceae.